Messenger RNA from Gossypium raimondii (Peruvian cotton), 348 nucleotides. RefSeq lists its product as uncharacterized. The record is from RefSeq and is a predicted model, not a curated record. The transcript has a single exon. Lineage: Eukaryota; Viridiplantae; Streptophyta; Magnoliopsida; Malvales; Malvaceae. Bases 1 to 348 code for a protein of 115 amino acids.
AUGCCUCUUCAAACGAGCAUAUAUGAGGUCCCCGAACAUUAUUUUAGCAUUGAAAAGGAAUCAGAUGGACGACCAUGGUUUCAUGACAUCUUGGAGUAUAUUAAGAAUCAAAGGUAUCCCGAGCAAGCAAACGAGAAUGACAAAAGAAUAAUCAGAAGAAUGGCGGCUGGUUUUGUUCUUGACGGGGAUAUCCUAUACAAAAGAGGAAAGGAUCAAAUACUCCUGAGAUGUGUGGACAAUGUUGAAGCCAGAAGAAUACUUGAAGAUGUCCACGAAGGAAUUUGUGGAACGCAUACCAAUGGGUUUACUAUGGCUAGGCAGAUUAUGAACUUAGUUAUUUUUAACUGA